CUUUAAAUCAACAAUGUCAAGCUGUGUUUACUGUUCAUAACAGUCUGAGGCACAAAAGUUCUUGUUCCGAUGGUGAAAAUGCAAAUUAUCGCAAGAGCGAUAAAAUCUUGCCAGAAAACAUUCCAUAUACCUGUCUUGCAGCAGCUACAGAAGUACACCGAGAAUGCAAAGACGAUAGAAGCGGAUCAGAAGGGUUUGGAAAAUACGACAGUGGCUGAAGUUCUGAUGACGAAAGAAGAUGAAAAAGUUGGAUCGUGGCUGUGGUGCAAGAGCGACGACACAGUCUAUGAUGCUGCGAAGCAAAUGGCUCGAAACAAUAUUGGAUCUUUAGUGGUUCUAAAGCCUGGAGAUGAGCAAAUGAUUGCAGGAAUCAUCACAGAAAGAGAUUACAUGCAGAAGGUAUUUGUCAAGGAUCGAUCAUCUAAAUACACCAGAGUCGAAGAAAUCAUGACGGAGCAGAACAAACUGGUAACGGUGACAUCUGAUACAAACGUUUAUCAAGCAAUGCGACUAAUGUCAGAAAACCAGAUACGGCAUGUCCCCGUGGUAGACGGAAGGAUCGUGGGGAUGAUUUCAAUCGUUGAUGUUGUUCGAGCAAUCGUGGAUCAGCAAAGCAAUGAAGUGAAUAAGCUGAACGAAUUCAUCAAGGGCGAUUACUACUAGUACCAAUUUAUUGUUGUACAUUUUCCUUAAAAACACAAAAUGCAACAAAUUUGUUUUAGUUCUUAUUUAGUGUACAUCAAAUAACUUACACGCUCGUGUCAACUAGAACCCAGAACUAAAGGUGGAAAGGCCUCGUUUGUACUAUUGGGCCGAAGGCCUCUUGAUCGAUUCUUGUUGUAGAACGUUCUCAUCGAGCAA
Molecule: messenger RNA, 861 nt
Organism: Cynara cardunculus var. scolymus (artichoke)
Lineage: Eukaryota; Viridiplantae; Streptophyta; Magnoliopsida; Asterales; Asteraceae
Product: CBS domain-containing protein CBSX3, mitochondrial-like
Exons: 6
Coding region: 70-663 (197 amino acids)
Source: RefSeq, a predicted model, not a curated record